This is a messenger RNA of Electrophorus electricus (electric eel), 3656 nucleotides long. The record is from RefSeq and is a predicted model, not a curated record. Lineage: Eukaryota; Metazoa; Chordata; Actinopteri; Gymnotiformes; Gymnotidae.
CGGUUGCAGCGCAAAUACGACCAAUCCUGUUUAGUAUGAGGACUGUAAUGGGAGGGCAGGGCUGUAAUCGGACUAGUAGUACGCUAACCGAACCUACUGCUCAGUCGAGCUUCGUCAGUGUCAGGGAUAGUCAGACAGGACAAGCUUAGAACAUCGAGGUACGGUUAUCCGUUUACAGACAGCAAAAACCUCGAGGGAAGCGACUAGCCCGCGCACGUUAUGCCUUUCAGAGACUAGCGCGGUCCGUGUUUUAAGAAAAGCCCUUAACCCUGUACACCAUGGCCGAGGAGGAGCUCAUGUUUCGUAUGGAGGAGGUUGGAAGCCUGAAGAGGUCUGGGUCUUUUGGGAAUAACAGCUCGAUUGAUGAUGAUGAUGAAGACGACUUUUACAUUUGCCCCAUCACCGAUGACCCCAUCCGUCCCGCUAAAGAUAUCUGUGACUACCAUAAGACCAUUGUCCACAACAGACAGCCCUCUAAUUCGUUGCCUAAAAACUCUUUCACCUACAAGAACAAAAACGAAAAAGAGCAAGAGGUGCGAUCGGUGAGGUUUGGUUCUUUAACUGAGAAAGGUCGGGCCACUUGGAAGCAUGCUAUUGAGAAAGCAAGGGCUAUGCCAGACCCCUGGGCUGAAUUCCACUUGGAGGAUGUUAGGACUGAGCCCUGCAUUAGAUACAGAUAUAAUGCCAUUACAGGAGAAUGGUCACAAGACCAAGUAUUCAUCAAGAUGUCUUCUCAGCCCUUUGGAAAAGGAGCCAUGAGAGAGUGCUUUCGAGCAAAGAAAUUGUCAAACUUCUCACAUAGCAGCAACUGGAAGUCAGCGUCAAAUUAUGUGGCUAAGCGUUACAUGGAGACCGUGGACAGAGAUGUUUAUUUUGAAGAUGUCAGGUUACAGAUGGAGGCUAAAUUAUGGGGUGAAGAGUUCAAUCGCCACAGGCCUCCCAAACAGGUUGACAUUAUGCAGAUGUGCAUUGUGGAAAUGACCUCUCGGCCAGGGAAACCUCUGUUCCAUCUGGAACACUAUAUAGAAGGGCAGUACAUCAAGUACAAUUCCAACUCUGGCUUUGUGAGAGACGACAACAUGCGUCUCACACCUCAGGCAUUUAGUCACUUCACGUUUGAGCGUUCAGGACAUCAGUUGAUCGUUGUUGACAUUCAGGGAGUGGGUGACCUUUAUACAGACCCGCAGAUCCACACAGAGAAGGGCACUGACUUCGGUGAUGGCAACUUGGGUGUACGUGGCAUGGCCCUGUUUUUCCACUCUCACCUGUGUAACAAGAUCUGUAAGAGUAUGGGUCUCACUCCAUUCGACCUGUCCCCUGCUGAGACCAAUCAACUGGACUGCACCAACAGACUUCUGCAGUCAGCUAAAACCGUGCUCCGCGGCUGUGAGGAACACUGUGGUUCUCCCAGGGUGCGGACAAUCUCAUCAAGCCGCAUGCCUCCUCUCCUGACCCGCCUCUCCGAGACCUCCUCAGCUGACGAGAACCUCAGCGAUGCAGAAUCCAUCCCCUGCUCCCCAAUGAGCAUGGGCUUCUCUGCAGGCCGCUCUCCCAUGGGCUGGUCAUUCAUGAAUGAAAUGAAUGAAGCAGACAGGAACAACACAGAUCAAAAGGACUCAGAGAAUGGAGGAGACAGUGGUUACCCUAGUGAAAGACGCAGUGAGGGAGACAUGGUCGAACAUAAUGAAAGGGCUCGGCCUUCCUAUAGCAGGCAUUUCUCUGAAUCAGAUGAGGACAGCAUUCGUCGGAAAGCGGUGGUUAAUGCCAGCAGGCCAUCCUUUACUGUAAACAGCCCUGAAUCUCAGACGGUGACGGAGGAAAAGUGGAGUUUCUUUCAUUCAUCCCGAGCCCAUAUUCACCGACCUUCCUGUGUGGCAGUAGAGGUGGAGAGACUGAACUCUCAGUUUCUUGAAAGGAAAAUCGGCAAAUCUGUUCUGGGCAAGGUUCAUCUGGCCAUGGUCCGGUACCAUGAGGCCGGUCGAUUCUGUGAGAAAGAUGCCCAGUGGGACCAGGAUUCUGCUAUGUGUCACCUGGAGAGGGCUGCCAUGUGUGGGGAGUUGGAGGCCAUUGUUGCCCUUGGCCAGUGCUGCCUGCAGCUUCCCCAUCACAUUCUACCUGAGUUAAAUGUAGAGGACAGCGAGGAGAAUAGGAGAAAAGGCUUCCAUCUCCUACUUCAGGCAGCAGAGGCUGGAGACAGACCCAGUAUGAUCUUAGUGGCCAGAGCAUUUGACACUGGUGUCAAUCUCCCACCUGACAGGACUCAGGACUGGGAGGAAGCAGUGCACUGGUAUGACUGCGUCUUGAAUAUGACAGACUAUGAUGAGGGGGGAGAAUUUGAUGGUAUGCAGGACGAACCACGCUACCUCCUUUUGGCCCGAGAGGCUGAGAUGUUCCAAGAAGGUGCUUUUAACUUGACUGCAGAUCCUCAGAGAGCAGGUGACUUGUUUACCGAGGCUGCCGAUGCUGCAAUGGAGGCAAUGAAAGGCAGACUGGCUAAUCAGUACUACAUGAAGGCUGAGGAGGCCUGGUCUGCAAUGGAGGCGUGAACAAACUGAUUUUGUCUCCCAAGACUCUUGACAUCUUGCAUUUAACUUCUUGGGAUGCGUUUACAUGCUUUUACAACAUGUUUUUAAAAGCUGUGAUGUCUUUUUUAGGUAGCUGUUUUUAAAGGAACUGCAGAUUUAAUGUUUUUGUGAACAAUAAUAUUUGUCAUGCCAAUGCAAGUAAAACUGGAAGCAAAAUGAAUGACCACCAUCAAGCAGCAGUACACUUGUUACCUAGCAAUGUCAGUGACCUCAUUGAUGAUGCCCCUUUAUUAUUAUUAUUAGCUAUGCCUAUUGUGGUUUGCUGCAAGAAGUUGGACGCAUUGCCAGAAGCUUUGCGAUAUAAUGGUAUAAUUAGCAGACAUUUUGCACAGCAUUUUACACUUCAGAUUUUUCAUAACCCUUAAGUUCUAGGAUGCAGAGGGGGAGUUUGAGGAAAUUUUGCUAUUAAGAAGGAUAACCAUGCAUUUUAACUAAAUUUAUUUUCUUCAGUUUCAUAUUUGGUUGCUUAUACUGCUAUACUUGUAUAGCUAACAGUAGAAGCAAACAACAUAAUUCAACAAAGGUCUCAGUUGACCAGGUACAGUAAGUAGAUGAAUUAAUCGGUGAAUAAUACCCAUUAAAAGGCAAAAAAAAAAAAAAAAAAUUUCAACAAAAGUGUACUUUUUGAUUAAAACAGCCUAUAUCCCAUCAGUCUGCCAACUAAAUUAUGGGUUUUACAAAGCAAGACACCAUGGCUUCUUAGAUAAUUUGAGGCAAAAUAUGCCCCAAUUAUGCUAUAUUGUCACAUUUAUGACAAGAAUUAACACUUAUAGCAGAAAACGAAAGAUAAAAAAAAUACAAAUCAGUAAAGUGAGUUAUGUAAUGAUAUUGCUGUGUGACCUGCUGGAAUUUAAUCAUCCUUGUGAAUACUUUUCACUUGAUAAGUGGUCAUUAAUUUUGCUCAUUUUACUUUAAAUUGAAGUGAUUUGUCAUUAAAGACAAAUUGGUGAUUUUUGUUCAUGGCACCAAAUGGCUUUACAACAAAAAUGAUACAAAUGUUAACUAAUGGACUUGCUGUGAGUGGGACUUGUGAUUGUGUGCACCUAUGAAUAAAUAUCUGCAGUGGUAUAA